Messenger RNA from Kickxella alabastrina, 1765 nucleotides. RefSeq lists its product as uncharacterized. Gene Ontology annotation, biological process: protein deubiquitination. Bases 111 to 1700 code for a protein of 529 amino acids. The record is from RefSeq and is a predicted model, not a curated record. Lineage: Eukaryota; Fungi; Kickxellomycota; Kickxellomycetes; Kickxellales; Kickxellaceae. The transcript is spliced from 3 exons. Gene Ontology annotation, molecular function: cysteine-type endopeptidase activity; cysteine-type deubiquitinase activity. Gene Ontology annotation, cellular component: nucleus; cytosol.
UUUAAUUCCAAUUAGUUUCUCAUUCAAAUUCAAACUAUUUUAUUACUGUUAUUUUGUUCGUACUUUUUUGGCAGCCGCAACUUUUCGAAAUUCCAAAACCCGACCGGUCAAUGACACCUAGCUACCACACGGCGCUUAUCGGAGGUCCGCGCAACAAUUUUCUGCUGGCUGCGUCGAUCAGUGUUGCAUCGCUGCUGGCUCUGGGGCUUAUGGCCGUCACCAUGGGCGGCUCCGGCGGCCCUGGCGCCAAGCCCAGUUCUGGAAGACGCAAGCACAGCAGACGGCGUAUUCAAAAGACCUUUAUUCGUGGCCUGUACAAUUUGGGCAAUACGUGUUUUCUCAACUCGACAUUGCAAUCGCUGGCAUCGCUGCCUGCCUUCAACGAGUACGUAGAUGCAUGUGCGACACUUCUUAUGGACAGCGUGAACCAGGCCAGCGCGAACAUUACGGCCGAUGCCGCGAUAAUCUUCCGUCUGAAGGAUGUUUUGGGCCAGCUGAAGCCGCAGGGGCGCAGGGUUCCAGCGUACUCGCCCAGCGGUUUGAUCGGCAGCUUGAGCAAAAAGGGAAAGUGGAUGUCGAGCAGAAACGAGCAGGACGCGCAGGAGCUAUUUCAGUUGGUCUCCAGUACACUACAGGCCACACGCCGCGAAAUGGGUGCUUCGCUAUUCAAUUCCGGCUUCUUGUCGCAGAACGCGCCUAUCGAAAGCAGCAUCAUAUCGACUGCCAGCUCUUCGACAAACCAUACAAAUAACCCGCAUAUUCCCAACCCGUUGCAAGGAAUGGCCGCCAGCCGUAUUUCCUGCGUGAAGUGCGGAUAUACGGCUGCAAUUCGGCACUUUACAUUUGAUAAUUUGUCGCUGACUGUUCCCAGGAAGCAUAAGACAACCGUUGAAGAGUCUUUAUCGGUAUACACGGUCAUCGACCAUCUGGAUGACUUUAAGUGCCGGCACUGUACCCUGUCCGCGACACUCGUGCAGAUUAAAUGGGAUAUGGCGCAGCAUACAGCCGACCUGGACAAGCUCUGGGACUCGCCAAAGCGCGCGAAAAGGUUGGCUGAAACGAUCAAAACGCUCACCGAGCAGCAGGAUAGGUUAGAACACGCGCUGGCUAACAAUCCCGAGGACGACCUGAAGGGGAUAGAACUGGUCAGCCCGCAACCAGGAAUGUCGACCAAGCAAACCAUGAUUGCGCGCACACCCAGGGUACUCGCAUUGCAUUGUCGCGCUCAUAUUCAUGCCGAGCGGCGAUGUACUCAAAAACUCGGCCAGUGUCCGUUGCAGCCGCUCCUCGAUAUCUCGCCAUUCACAACAACAGGGCACAUAACCACCAGCGCCUCAAAACCUAUUUCGGGCCCUGCUGUAGCUAUGAGCCAAGAUAAUUCAGAGUGGCUUGCCUAUGCCCAACGCAACAACUGCCUGUAUCGCCUGAGUGCUGUUGUUGUACACGCAGGCAAUCACAACUCGGGUCAUUACAGUGCAUACCGGCGAGUUCGGCCGGCUGCGGGCGACGAGAGUGGAGACGAGAAAGCCGAUGAAGGCGUGUCGGCGAACGAAAAGAACAACAACAACGUGUCGAAACAGUCGCUGUUGGACGAUGGCAGCAUAUGGUUUAUGGCCUCUGACACCCAGACUAUCGAGGUCUCUGAAAGCACCGUGAUGAGCUCUGGCGACGCGUACUUGCUAUUCUACGAGCGGUUGUGAAUUUAUGCUUGUGUGAAGGAUUUGUGGGUGCUGUAAUGUAUUUAAUUUUUUUGAAUAUCAAAUGA